Nothoprocta perdicaria is the source of this 2640-nucleotide messenger RNA. It is a transcript of the gene RASGEF1C, whose product is annotated as RasGEF domain family member 1C. Gene Ontology annotation, molecular function: guanyl-nucleotide exchange factor activity. The transcript has 14 exons. NCBI's taxonomy places the organism in Eukaryota, Metazoa, Chordata, Aves, Tinamiformes, Tinamidae. The record is from RefSeq and is a predicted model, not a curated record. Gene Ontology annotation, biological process: positive regulation of GTPase activity; Ras protein signal transduction. Gene Ontology annotation, cellular component: plasma membrane. Bases 138 to 1556 code for a protein of 472 amino acids.
GAAGGCCAUUGAGUGUCCUGCAGGAAUGAGAGUAGAUGUGUCUGCUGCGAGACCCAGGGAUCAUCCGUCACUGCUCCUUCAGUCCCACCUCCAGCUGAAUCCAAAUUGCUGUGUCCGGAGUAUCGGAUUUGGAAGGGAUGCCCCAAACGCUGAGGUCUACCAGCAUGUUUACCCCCUGUGGCUUCAGCCCUCAUCUACAUACUUCAAAAGAAGAUGAGCAAGGAGGACUGAUCUUCCAGGAUGGAAACCUUACCUCAGCAUCUCUGGAUGCUCUAAUCCAGCAUCUUAUACCUACCACUGAUUACUACCCUGAAAAAGCCUAUAUCUUCACAUUCCUGCUGAGUUCCAGGCUCUUCAUCGAACCUCACGAGCUUCUGUCCCGAGUCUGUCACAAGUGCAUUGAGCAGCAGCGGCUGGAUGACCCGGUGCUGGACAAGGCACGGAUCAGAAAAUUUGGACCCAAAAUCUUACAGUUGCUAACAGAGUGGACAGAAACGUUCCCGUAUGAUUUUCAGGAAGAACGGAUGAUCGGCCAUCUGAAAGACAUGAUUCACAGGAUAGCCCCGUGUGAUGAGGCCUACUGGAAAAAAAUGAAUCAGCUCUUGCAGACCCUGAAUCAGAAGCUUGCAACCCUCAACCAUGGGCAAGAAGGGAUUGUCAAGAUCAAUGCUGCUGUCUCAGAUAAGCUGGUUGCCUUUAAAAACAAACCCCCAUCAAUCCAGAGGGAAAUCCUGAGUGUCUGCAGUGACCCCUACACGCUGGCUCAGCAGCUCACGCACGUGGAGCUGGAAAGGCUAAGUCACAUUGGACCUGAGGAAUUUGUGCAGGCGUUUGUCCAUAAAGACCCUUUGGAUGGCACCAAGACUUGUUUCAGUGAGCAGAAGAAGACAAGCAACCUCGAGGCGUACGUGAAAUGGUUCAAUAGACUCUGCUAUCUUGUAGCGACAGAGAUUUGCAUGCCUGCAAAAAAGAAACAGCGAGCGCAAGUCAUCGAGUUCUUCAUUGACGUCGCCCGAGAGUGUUUUAACAUAGGGAAUUUUAAUUCACUGAUGGCAAUCAUUUCUGGAAUGAACAUGAGUCCAGUUUCCAGGCUAAAGAAGACUUGGUCAAAAGUGAAAACAGCAAAAUUUUACAUUCUCGAGCACCAGAUGGACCCUACUGGUAACUUCUAUAACUACCGGACGGCGCUGCGGGGAGCUGCUCACAGGUCCCUCACUGCGCACAGCAACAGGGAGAAGAUUGUGAUCCCCUUCUUCAGCCUAUUGAUCAAAGACAUUUAUUUUUUGAAUGAAGGAUGUGCUAAUCGCCUUCCAAAUGGACAUGUCAACUUUGAAAAAUUUCUGGAACUGGCUAAGCAAGUAGGAGAAUUUAUAACCUGGAAGCAAGUAGAAUGUCCCUUUGAGCAGGACGCCAACAUCAUCCACUACUUGCACACUGCUCCCAUUUUUACCGAGGAUGGUUUGUACCUGGCUUCCUAUGAAAGCGAAAGUCCAGAAAACCAGACUGAAAAAGACAGGUGGAAAUCCUUAAGAUCUACUAUUUUAGGAAAGACUUGAAGAUUAAGAGGUUAUUGCAGUAGGUCAAGGAAAGAAAAAUGCGUAAACAUUUUGCACUACUGAUUCCAAAGAUGCCUGUUUGGGAUUUAGACAAUUUGUUUUGUUUGGAUUUUUGUUGUUUUUUUCCGACUGCCUAACGUGAGAGGAUGAACUGGCUUCAUCCUCUGAAAUGAACAGAACUGUGUUUGCAGAGAUGCUUUUCUAGCUAAGAGACAGAGGAAGGACAAAGUGUUUGUGGCUGUGCCCAAACUGCAUCAGGAUCGCUGUAACUGUUGCCUCUGAAGGAAAAUAUAAGAAAACCAGGAGCAUGGAGAACAAUGGUACUGCAAAAAAGAGCGAAAAAGUAUUUAAAAAAAGCAAAAAAUAGACAUGCUUAUUUCAGAAGCAGGUGCUUCGGAUCUCUUUAAACCCUCUGAGGAUUAUAAAAUUAAUUCAGACAAAGCAGCAAUCUGGUUAAUUGCUGAAUGAAGAAAGAAGGACUUAAUCUUACAUGAGCAGUCCCCGAGCCUUGUUGAGCAAUGCACUGACUGCAACAAGUAUAAGCUUCCAGCGGAUGAAAACUCAUAUCACUCGCUCAUAUAAAUGUGUAUAUAUAUACAUAUAUAUAUAAAUAUAGACAUGCCUCACACAAGGAUCUCAUCAGCAUGGAAGAGACACACAACUCCCAUGAAUUUUUACAGAGAACAAUUUGCAGUGUGACUGUUGCUUCUUCCCACCACUGUUGCUUUUCUUACUGUGAAUCUUGGCAGAGUUGAGGGCAUUGCGUGCAGAUGGUUUGGCUUCAAUCCCCGCCACCACACCGGAAGCUGAGGAAGAAAAAGUCUCCCGCCUCGGCUCACCUCUAGCUAACGUAUGUAACGUGUUCCCCAGCCGGCUGGUCCUGAGACACGUGGUCCUCAGAGGGCUCUAUCACACUGAAAGAAAAAGAAAUUGCAUUAUCGUAGAAACAAAAAAAUCUAUCAGGUUGCAGUUAAUACAAUCCUGUUUGUUCUGCAACACGAUGCUAGAGGAGGAUAGGAAGGGCUACGUAAUAGCUCUAAAUUUGGGGACUAUGUGAUACAGUUUAAAAAUGACAGUAUCAUUC